AUGAGGCUCUUAAUGUCCAAUUAUGACAAUUCAGUGCGUCCAGCCAAAUCCCCACAAUCUCCCUUGGAUGUAUCCUUCAACAUGGCUCUGACGCAAAUCAUUGAUGUGGUGUGGCUGGAUGCUGGGCUGGUAUGGAACCCUUCAGACUACAGCAACAUCACAGUGAUCAGGAUCCCCUCAGGGAGGGUCUGGAAGCCAGAUAUUUUAUUGUACAACAAUGCUGACAGCCAAUACAGCAGUGCAGUGUUGAGUACAAAUGUCAUAGUGACAUCUGAUGGACAAGUAACUUACUUGUCCAGUGCUAUCUUCAAGUCAUCCUGUCAGAUCAAUGUGGAGUUUUUUCCUUUUGAUGAGCAAGUGUGUGUCAUGAAGUUUGCUUCCUGGACUUAUGGCGGUUAUCAGGUGAAUUUGACAACUGAUGCCUCUGAGGGCGAUUUGUCCAAUUAUGUAACCAAUGGUGAAUGGGACCUGAUCAGGAUGAAAGUUGACAGAAAUGUGCAGUAUUACAGCUGUUGUGAUGAACCUUAUCCAGACAUCACUUAUACCAUCAUUUUGAGAAGGAGACCCUUGUUCUAUGUUUUCAAUUUGAUUUUGCCAUGUGUGCUCAUCACUGGAGUUGCUUUGCUGAGUUUUUAUAUGCCAAGUGAUUCUGGAGAGAAAGUCACUCUUGGGAUUACUACCCUACUUUCCAUGACUGUAUUCCUGAUGGUAAUUGGUGAAUCAAUGCCUCCUACUUCAGAAAAGCUUCCUCUGAUUGGUAAGAUGUCAUUUAUAUUACCUUUUUUGACAUUGGAGACAUUUUUACUUCACAUGACAUCAAUAGGAAUGAGGGGAAGAGAAGUUCCAGCAGUGGUGAAGAGAAUAGUGUUUGGUUUCCUUGCCAAAAUGAUGUGGAUCCAUUUGGAUCCCCCAGACCAUGUCAGGUACCACCCUGGGAACCCAAAGACUCCUUUCUCAGCUGAAAUGCAGUUGGCAACACUGUCUUGCCAAGAUGAUGUCAUCAGGAGAUCUGAAAAUGGUGGCACUUCUCCUCUCAGGCUUCCAAGAAGACAUGUGACUUCUACACUGUCAACAUCAGCCAGCAAUCUGUCCUCUCCAGAUGCUGUUGACUGUUUUGAAAGGCAGUUUCUCAGAGUGUUGAACAAGGUGUAUUCAACAAUAGAGAAGAAUGAGGUCAGACUGCAUGAGCAGGACAGAAGAGACACCAUCAAGUUGGAAUGGCAACAAGUGGCCCUGGUCAUUGACAGGUUGCUUUUGUGGGUCUUCAUAGUGUCCACCAUUGGAGCCACCUUUGGGAUCCUCUACAUGUCACCACACACCAAGUUGUUCACACUGUGA
Messenger RNA from Notodromas monacha, 1338 nucleotides. The record is from the annotation of a GenBank genome assembly. NCBI's taxonomy places the organism in Eukaryota, Metazoa, Arthropoda, Ostracoda, Podocopida, Cyprididae.